CGUGCAAUGUCAUGUUGUUGUAAUCUUUUAACGGAAGGGAGUAUGAGCCCUUUUUAUCAAUCUAUACAAAUAUCCAACGAUAAUGCUAAAUAGAAUCGCUAAAAUACAAAUGUACCCUCUAAAAGCAGCUUCAUCAGCAGCCUUCUUCCCAAACACAGUCCCAAAAGGCGGCCAUUUUCAGCUUCCAUUUUCAGGGACAUUUUCGUCACUAACUGCUUAUACUCAAGCCAUCACCAAACGCUGUCAAACCACUCUAAGCUCACAGUACUCACUUUCUCUCUCCUCUUCUCUACAACAUCUCCUUCAUCGUCGUUCUUAUUCUGAUUGGAAAGAUCAAAGAAGUACUCUGAAAAUGGCAUUGGAUUCUGAAGUUGUUCAAGAUGAUAGAAUUUCCAGGAUUUCUUCUACUAUCCGAGUUAUCCCUAAUUUCCCUAAACCUGGGGUUAUGUUUCAGGAUAUUACUACUAUGCUUUUGGAUCCACAAGCUUUCAAAGACACCAUUGAUUUGUUUGUUGAAAGAUACAAGGGCAAAGAUAUUUCUGUUGUUGCUGGGGUUGAGGCAAGAGGUUUUAUAUUUGGUCCUCCCAUUGCGUUGGCCAUUGGAGCAAAAUUCGUACCAAUGAGGAAGCCGGGGAAAUUACCUGGGGAAGUGAUUUCCGAAGAGUAUUCCUUGGAAUACGGAACAGACAAAAUGGAGAUGCACGUUGGUGCAGUAAAAGAAGGAGAACGUGCCAUAGUUGUAGAUGAUCUGAUAGCCACUGGAGGAACCUUAUCGGCUGCAAUCAAGCUGCUUGAGCGAGUCGGGGUACAGGUUGUUGAGUCUGCAUGUGUUAUCGAGUUGCCAGAGCUGAAGGGUCGAGAACGGUUAGGGAACAAUCCUCUUUUCGUCCUAAUUAAAUCAGCUUGAUCAUAUCUAUCGUCAAGGUCAGAAGCAACUCCGGGACAUCAUUAGCUUUCACCGUCUUGAUAUGAUACUAGUUCACCAAAAGGUUUGAAUUUAAUUCUAUCUACUAUUCCCCUUAUUGUAGUCCUCUUAUUUCUAGAAGAGGCUUGAUUGUGAUUCUAUCCCACUAUCACGCUUAUUUUUUUCGCCCUCUCAUUUGUCGAAGAGGUACGAUUGUGAUUCUAUCCACAAUUAACUUAUAUGUGUUCCUCGUAUACUCGAAAACAUUAUCAAUUCCUAAUAAGGCUCGGUUUUUUUUCCGCCUUGGCAUGAUGUAUGUAUGCACUCUCGUAUCGGGUCCCCAAAGGAACAAGGAUUGACCAGUUUGAUUUUAUGGAACACACAUUGAUUGCCCA
Amaranthus tricolor (Joseph's coat) is the source of this 1299-nucleotide messenger RNA. RefSeq names its product adenine phosphoribosyltransferase 1-like. The coding region runs from base 83 to 907 and encodes 274 amino acids. Gene Ontology annotation, biological process: adenine salvage. The record is from RefSeq and is a predicted model, not a curated record. NCBI's taxonomy places the organism in Eukaryota, Viridiplantae, Streptophyta, Magnoliopsida, Caryophyllales, Amaranthaceae. Gene Ontology annotation, cellular component: cytosol; cytoplasm. Gene Ontology annotation, molecular function: adenine phosphoribosyltransferase activity. The transcript is spliced from 6 exons.